CCAUGUCCUGCAAACCGUCUGAAGUGUAACGGCUCAAAGGCGUGAAAGUCGUGACAUUGAAGCCGGUGACAAGGGACAACUGACAAGUGUAGCGGGACCAAAACACUAAAAUCCAUGUUGUGCCCCAUGUCUUGUGAUUUCUAAUCUAAUUUCUAUUCUAGCUUCUAAUCUGUCACAAUUUGAAACAACAAAUCCAUAAACUUCUGUAUGGUUCUCAAGGGAUGCCAAGAUGGAGGAUUUGUUUCCGAGCCAAGGAAUUUUCUGGAUGAGCCUCCUAAUGUCUUUCAACCUCACGCUGUCAGAUGAGGAUCUCUGUGUUGGGCUGAAGCCGGUCAUCGUGCCCCCACGUCUGGUGGUCCAAUAUGGAGAAUCCGCCUCAGCAACAUGCAGCGUUCCCCAGCCGAUAGGCGUCAUGGGCUGGAAGACGCCUGCAGAGGGCGCCAUGAGGGAGUAUAAUGUCCAGAGCCUGCAGUGGGUAGCAGACAGAGUUACAGACUGGAGACUGGAAUCUGGAGUGAGCUGCUUCACCGCCUCUGAGGAGCACGGCGAGUGCUCAACACACCUGCCCAUCACUAUUUACAAAAUUCCCGAAAGUGUGACGAUUCGGGUCCAGCAGCACACAGGCCCCCUUCUGGAGGGGGAGAGGUAUAACCUGGAGUGCGAGGCAGAGGGUGUGGCGCCCGUACGCAAUGUCACCGUCUUGUGGUUCAGGGGAGGCCAGAUGUUCGCACAGUCGCGUAUCCCGCCGUACUCUAUCCGAGGAUACCAGUCUGGAGACGACACUUUCAGGAAUAUUUUGACCUUCACAGCUUUGAGACUGGACCAUGGGGCUUUCUACAGCUGUGCCGCCAGACUGGACCUGAAUACGUCUAAACCCAUCCCUGUCACAAGGUCCAACAGCAUCCUGCUUGAAGUACUGUUCAAGACCCGAGGCCAGGAUAGGACCCUUGAAGCAGGAGAUCCGCGGGUGUGGAAGGUCAUUCUGCUGGGCGUCGGCAUGGUGAUGAUGGCCGUCCUAACUGUCGUGGGCUACAGCAUCUACCCAUGUCUACCACGCGAAGAACAGGCAACAAGAGGACUAUAACUAACCCAGUGCCCUCUACGGACGUAAGGAGAGUUCGUUGGACGAUUCGAUAGAUUUGAACCAAUUUAAAUUGUCGAUUUCGCAAUGAGAAGACUGGAUUUCCUAACUUGGGAAUGACCCUCUCCCGCCUUGGGACAGUAUAUUGUAUAUAAAAAAAAUAAAA
Engraulis encrasicolus (European anchovy) is the source of this 1247-nucleotide messenger RNA. RefSeq lists its product as uncharacterized. Gene Ontology annotation, cellular component: membrane. Gene Ontology annotation, molecular function: integrin binding. Lineage: Eukaryota; Metazoa; Chordata; Actinopteri; Clupeiformes; Engraulidae. Gene Ontology annotation, biological process: cell-cell adhesion. The transcript is spliced from 7 exons. The record is from RefSeq and is a predicted model, not a curated record. Bases 230 to 1084 code for a protein of 284 amino acids.